AUGGGUGUUCGUCUUGUUAUUUUGGCCGUUUUCGCCAGUAUCAUUGUGAUUAAAGCUGAGGCCAAGUCGACCGAAGGUAUCCAGAAGAUGAAAACCGAGAAGCGCUACCUGAGAAAUUACGGCAUGGGCGAUGCGGGCAUGGUGGACAGCACUAGCGACGAAGAACGGGCGGCGAUCAUUGACUCGAAAACAAUCCCGAGCCUCUUAAAAGUAGACCCAGAGGACAUCGUGACUACUCUAAAGAGGUACAACUUGGAUAACUUGUUCGAGCAGUUGGCGAAAGAAGAAAAUAAUGCGAAGGCCAUUAUCGCGAAGCUAUCAGCGAACGGGAAAAUUGUCCAGAACAUGGAGAUUAUUGAUAAACUCAACAAUGCAAGAACAGCCGUACAAUUCAACCAAAAUCUGACUCCUUGGCUCGACACAAAGCUCUUGGAUGAUUUAGCAUCAGCGAUGGAAGUUUCCGGUACAAAACCAAUGACGCGUCAAUUCACGGAGUGGUAUAAAAGCGGAAAAACUCCCGAUGAGUUCAGUGCAGCGAUUGCGACUAUUUCGAAUGUAGACAAAAGCAAGAGAUAUGCUGCGUUCGAUGCCCUCUUCAGAAGUUUCGUCCAAAAGGAAGAGAAGAACGCCAAAAAGGCUGCCGAAGCUGCAGCAAAAAGGUGGCAGAAGCUGUUGCAACUGCAUAGAGCUGUUCACAGUGCGAGUUAA
Molecule: messenger RNA, 708 nt
Organism: Phytophthora nicotianae INRA-310
Lineage: Eukaryota; Oomycota; Peronosporomycetes; Peronosporales; Peronosporaceae
Exons: 1
Coding region: 1-708 (235 amino acids)
Source: RefSeq, a predicted model, not a curated record